Notodromas monacha is the source of this 834-nucleotide messenger RNA. The record is from the annotation of a GenBank genome assembly. NCBI's taxonomy places the organism in Eukaryota, Metazoa, Arthropoda, Ostracoda, Podocopida, Cyprididae.
AUGGAUUGCCCGGUUGUGCCGCUCCGAGGUUGGGCCUUGUUGAGUUCCCCUGACCUUGUGUCUCAGUUCGCUCUUGACCCUCCGUUCAAGGACAGCCGAAGAAGAAACAAGGAUCCAUGGCGAGUGCUCAAAGCUUUGGAACCAUAUUCUUUCCAACAUUAUGGAGGUGGAGAAAGGGAAAAACGUCAAGCAACUGCACGUGAACAAAGCCUGGAAACCGAUUUGAAUGCUCUGGUCCCUGCUGAACAAGGAUUGACGGAUUACGAGGUUAAAAACGCGUGUAGAUGCGUGCCUUUCUACAAUUGCUGCAAUGACACCGCAACAGCCGGGUUUUGUGCUGAAGCCAUCGACAUCAAGAACAACCUGGAUUUCAAGGAAAACCGGUGCUCUGUCGACUAUUUCGAGUGCUGCAGCUUCACCGAUCUUUGCGGCGAGGAUGUCGAUUGCCUGAUUCAAGUUUCCCUCGUUCCACCUUCAGCGAGCCAAAGUAGUUCACCUGAAACAACCAGUUCUUCGUCAGAAACGAAUUCUUCGUCUGAAGCAACAAUCACACCUCCGUCGAUCGCCUACAAACCGGUCCCGCCCACGAUUCGAGAACCUCCUGCGCUGUCAGAGCCAAUACCCUGCGGGCGCAGGAAUUUCGAUGGUGUCGGCGUGCGUUUGGCCGGAAGUGCCGAGAUACAACAGGCCCAAUAUGGAGAAUUCCCGUGGAUGGUUGCCUUGUUGCGAGAGGACACAAUAGGCAGAAGUCAGCCCAUCGACGUGUACGUCUGUGGUGCAGUGCUCAUCUCUCCCCACCUCGUGGCCACUGCGGCGCAUUGCGUGAAUGAUUAC